Messenger RNA from Staurois parvus, 319 nucleotides. NCBI's taxonomy places the organism in Eukaryota, Metazoa, Chordata, Amphibia, Anura, Ranidae. The record is from the annotation of a GenBank genome assembly.
UCCGGGGAGAGCGGAUAUAGUGAAUGCAGGGUCCAGGGAGAGGGGAUAUAGUGAAUGCGGGGUCCGGGGAGAGCGGAUAUAGUGAAUGCAGGGUCCAGGGAGACCAGAUACAGUGAAUGCAGGGUCCGGGGAGAGCGGAUAUAGUGAAUGCAGGGUCCUGGGAGACCGGAUAUAGUGAAUGCAGGGUCCGGGGAGAGCGGAUAUAGUGAAUGCAGGGUCCUGGGGAGACCGGAUAUAGUGAAUGCAGGAUAUAGUGAAUGCAGGGUCCGGGGAGACCGGAUAUAGUGAAUGCAGGUUAUAGUGAAUGCAGGGUCCCUGG